AGAGAGGGGCGGAAGUGACGACUUGUCGGGAGCGAGCAAGGCCUGUUCACACGUGGUGCUGUAGCUGAGAUCACACCGGAGACAUGAAGCGGCCAAAGUUGAAGAAAGCCAGUAAGCGUAUGACAUGUCACAAACGCUAUAAAAUCCAGAAAAAGGUCAGAGAACACAACCGGAAAGUAAAAAAAGAAACAAAGAAAACUGGCCAAAGAAAGCACAAGAAAGAUAUCAGCAUUCCCAAUGAUGCCCCUUUCAAGGAAGACAUUUUGCGUGAAGCAGAGCUCAGGAAACAAAUGAGAGAAGAUUUGAAGAAGGCCCGGAAACUUGAAAGACAGAAGGAAGUGGCAAAGAAGAGAAACCUAGAAGACAAAAAAGAAACAACUGAAGCAAAACCGAAGGAGAAAAAGGAAGCCAAAAAGGAUCCUAAACCAAAAAAGCCAGUCGCUAAAAAUUCAGUUAAAUCUCUUUGCAUAGAGGUGAAUAAGGCGAUUAAGGCAUCUGAUGUAGUCCUGGAAGUGUUGGAUGCUAGAGAUCCCCUGGGAAGCCGAUGUCUGCAAGCAGAACAAAUGGUUCUUCAGUCACCAAACAAGAAACUGCUGCUUGUCCUCAAUAAAAUUGAUCUAGUCCCAAAAGAGAAUAUUGAGAAGUGGCUCCAUUUCCUGAACAAAGAACUGCCAACUGUCGCCUUCAAAUGUUCUACGCAAGUGCGUGAAAAAAACCUGCCAAGUAAUGGUCCAAAGGAAAAGCCUGGCUCGAUUGAUAUUUCUCGAGGGACUGUGUGCUAUGGAGGAGAUUCUUUACUGCGCAUCCUACACCGCCUCUGUCCAUCUCCUAAUGAAAAUAUUAAAGUUGGUUUAAUAGGAUUUUCAAAUGUCGGAAAAAGCAGCCUAGUUAACAGCCUGAAGCAGUUCAAAGUGUGUAAUGUUGGUGCGUUGAAAGGCACUACAAGGAUCAUUCAAGAUGUAAACGUUGACCAAAAUAUUAAAAUGACUGACAGUCCCAGUCUUGUGGUUUCUCAGGACAAUCCACCUGUCACUCUAGUAAUGAGAAACGUGUUUCAAAAGGAGGAUGAUGACCUUUUAGAGGCUGUUAGAGUGAUUUUAAAACAUUGUGACAAACAGCAGAUCAUGUUGCUGUAUAAUAUUUCAGACUUCAGGAAUUCCCUGGAGUUCUUAGACCUGGUUGCCCGCAGGAGAGGCCUGCUGAUGAAGGGAGGAGUAGCAAAUGUGAAAGAAGCAGCCAGGCUGUUCCUGGAUGACUGGAUGGGAGCCAGGCUUAGUUAUCAUACUCAGCCACCUUCAUCCUCCAGCUGCCACAUCAGCAGUGAUCAGAGAGGUGCAAUGCGAAAAGGGGUUAACCUAAAGGCUCUGGAUGAGGACAAUAAAAGCAUUAUUAAAGCCUUGAAGUGCCCAAGUCCUGCCAGCAGUAUUGCAUUUCAUUUCUCACAGAUGACCAACUGUAUACUAGAUGAUACUGAACUAGAGGAGCAAAACCCAGAGCCUGAAGAGCAGGAAAGUGAGCAGGAGGAGGAGGAAGACAAACAUGCUGAUGAGGAGGAAAGGAUGGAGGAGGAGGAGGAGAAGGAGGAGAAUAGUGAAGAGAAAGAGCCAACAAAGAUUUCUUUGACACUUGCAACUAAACAAACAGAUUCGGCUAAGGAAAGUGCUAGCAAGUCAGUCCGGUUUGAUAAACCGGAGGAAGAUCCUGAUGAUGCUUAUGACUUCAAUACUGAUUUUUAACUGAGAAAACAUCGGUACUAUUGCAGCGUGAUGGGCCCACUUUAUUCCUUCCUUCAUUGUAUGGGUGUGA
Molecule: messenger RNA, 1806 nt
Organism: Nanorana parkeri
Lineage: Eukaryota; Metazoa; Chordata; Amphibia; Anura; Dicroglossidae
Gene: GNL3
Product: G protein nucleolar 3
Exons: 15
Coding region: 84-1736 (550 amino acids)
Cellular component (GO): nucleolus
Molecular function (GO): GTP binding
Source: RefSeq, a predicted model, not a curated record